CCGAGGGCGGCCCUGCCGCCCAGGAGGGGAAGAGAGAGCAGUUCGGGAGCCGCUUCCUGAGCGAUCCGUCGCGUGUCUUCCACCACAAUGCCUGUUGAUUAUGAGGUUAAUGCCCAUAAAUACUGGAAUGACUUCUACAAAAUCCAUGAGAAUGGGUUUUUCAAGGAUAGACAUUGGCUUUUUACGGAAUUCCCGGAGCUGGCACCUAGCCAAAACCAAAAUCACUUGAAGGAUUUGCUCUUGGAGAACAAAAAGGAUGAAAUCUCGGACUGCCAGAACAGUAAGGAUGGACGGGGUUUAACAGUAGAAGAACCCAAAUGUUCUUCAACUGGCCUGGAACGUAAAACACAGACACCUCCUGAGGGGGAGACUGUCACUCAGAAAUUGAGUCACCUGCAAAUUGGUGCGGAUAGGCUGCCUGGAUCCUCAGCCACCUACCGAAUACUUGAGGUUGGUUGUGGUGUGGGAAACACAGUCUUUCCAAUUUUACAGACUAACAAUGACCCAGGCCUCUUUGUUUAUUGUUGUGAUUUUUCUUCCACAGCUGUAGAACUGGUCCAGACAAACCCAGAGUAUGACCCGGCUCGCUGUUUCGCCUUCGUUCACGAUCUCUGUGAUGAAGAUCAGCGGUACCCAGUGCCUGAGGACAGCGUCGAUGUCAUUGUUCUCAUAUUUGUUCUCUCAGCAAUUGUUCCAGACAAGAUGCAGAAGGCCAUAAACAGGCUGAGCCGGCUCCUGAAGCCCGGAGGGUUGAUGCUGCUGCGGGAUUACGGCCGGUACGACAUGGCGCAGCUUCGGUUUAAGAAAGGUCAGUGUCUGUCUGGGAAUUUCUAUGUAAGAGGUGACGGCACCAGAGUUUACUUCUUCACUCAAGAUGAGCUGGACACGCUUUUCACUAGCGCGGGCCUGGAGAAGGUGCAGAACCUGGCGGAUCGCCGACUGCAGGUGAACCGAGGGAAACAGCUGACAAUGUACCGAGUCUGGAUUCAGUGCAAAUACCGAAAGCCUCUUCCGCCCAGUCCCACCUGGGAGGCAGGGAGCCGCCUGCUCCUGACGUGACUCGGGCUCUUUGUGUUCGGGUUUCAUAAAAAGAACAUCUAUAAAUGGUGCAUUGUUAACGCUGGACAGUUCAAGGAUUCAAACGGGCCAGGCGUAUGGCCCACGCCCGUAAUCCCGGAGCUCCGCAGGCUGAGGCACGACGAUCCCUGGAAGUUCGAGGCGAGGCCGGGCUGCAUAGCAAGAUCCUGUCUCAAAAAGAAUUCAUACAAGGACUGGGGUGCAGCUCAGCCUAGCACAUGCGAGCCCCGAGGUUCUGACCCCAGAACAGCAAAGAGAAAAAUUUUAACCCUGAACCUAGGAAAAUGUACUUAUUAAAAAGAUAAACAGUUUUGUCUAAUUUGUGAAGCCCAUUGACAUUAUUGUAAACUUUCUCUUCUUCUGGCACUGGGAAUCAAACUCAGGACCUGUGCUUGCCGGGCAGGCGCGGCGUCUCUGAGCUGUAUCCCCGGCCCUGACGUAAACUUUUUGCAAGUUGUUUGAGUUCUCCGUCUUGUCAUUUUGUAACUGAAUGAAUUUUUUAAUAAAUGGAAUUUUAUACCUAGGAAUUUAAAAACAGACUUGUCAAGUGUUGGCGGUGCCCACCUGUAACCCUAACACCCUGGGCAGCUAAGUAAGGAGGAUCACAGGUUGCCCAGGCUAGGCAGCUUUACAACUUGGGAAGACCCUGGCUCAAAAUAAAUAAAUACAGAAAAAGGGCGAGGACAUAGUUCAGUACAAGGGCCUCGGGUUUAGUCCCCAGUACCAUAAAAAAAAAAAGAAAAAAGGGCCAGCCUGUGCUUAGUGUGUGCGAGGCACUGGAGUUUCAUCUCUAGCGCACAAAAAGAUUUAUUCUGGGUGAGGUUGUUAGGUACAAGUGUCCCUUUGCUAUUAAGUUUCAUUAAAUUAUUUUCAAAAUCCA
This is a messenger RNA of Chinchilla lanigera (long-tailed chinchilla), 1957 nucleotides long. RefSeq names its product methyltransferase like 2A (gene Mettl2a). The record is from RefSeq and is a predicted model, not a curated record. Gene Ontology annotation, molecular function: tRNA (cytidine-N3)-methyltransferase activity. The transcript has 8 exons. NCBI's taxonomy places the organism in Eukaryota, Metazoa, Chordata, Mammalia, Rodentia, Chinchillidae. The coding region runs from base 88 to 1059 and encodes 323 amino acids.